Penicillium cataractarum is the source of this 1239-nucleotide messenger RNA. RefSeq names its product C-3 sterol dehydrogenase/C-4 decarboxylase. The record is from RefSeq and is a predicted model, not a curated record. Bases 1 to 1239 code for a protein of 412 amino acids. Gene Ontology annotation, biological process: steroid biosynthetic process. Lineage: Eukaryota; Fungi; Ascomycota; Eurotiomycetes; Eurotiales; Aspergillaceae. Gene Ontology annotation, molecular function: 3-beta-hydroxy-Delta5-steroid dehydrogenase (NAD+) activity. The transcript has 2 exons.
AUGUCUUCCCAACGGCGCAAUCUGGAAUUGGGCAACGUGCUGGUGGUCGGUGGCUGCGGCUUCCUGGGGUGGCACAUUGUCGAUCACCUGCUGAACUUCCCCUCGGAGACGGAUCCCAGCAGCGCGCUGCCAAAGCCCCAGAACGAUGCGCGCUUCGAGUACCCGACCCUGGGCUCGCGCUACCCCGAAUACAAGGCUACGGUCUCGGUGGUUGACCUGCGCACGACGCACAACCGUCUUCCCGGCGCGACUUAUUACGAUGGCGACAUUACCUCCGUCGAGUCGAUGAUGAAGGUGUUCAACGCUGUCAAGCCGGACCUGGUUAUCCAUACUGCGACCCCGUCUGUCCUUGACGGUAACAAGAAGCUCCUGCACAAGGUCAAUGUGGAGGGAACCCGCACGCUACUACAGGUUGCGGGUGGCGAGCACGGCGACUGGGGCGGCAAGUGCAAGGCGUUCGUCUACACUAGCUCCAGCUCGGUGGUGCACGAUACGCAGAGCGACCUGAAGAACGUCGACGAAGAGUGGCCCCUUAUCCGUGGUCGCCUGCAGAAGGAGUACUACUCUGAGACCAAGGCUGAUGCCGAAGAGAUCGUCCUCAACUACAACCGCCAGUCCCCCACAAACAUGGUGACCUGCGCCAUCCGUCCUGCCGGUAUCUACGGUGAGAAGGACACGACAGUGACAUACAAGAUCCUCGAGCACGGCUCUCAAGCCUCGCAGACCGUCCUGAAGAUGCAGCUCGGCGACAACGACAACCUCUUCGACUUUACCUACGUCGGCAACAUCGCUUACGCACACAUGCUCGCCGGCCACCGACUGCUGGCAACCUACGACCGGUACGAGUCCGGCCAGGGCGGACCCUUGGAGCACGAGCGCGUGGAUGGCGAGGCCUUCAACAUCACCAACGACUCGCCCGUCUACUUCUGGGAUGUGACGCGCGCCAUGUGGGCGCUGAUCGGCCGGAUUGUCGAGCCCGAUCAGGUCUGGGCACUGCCGGAGGGCCUGUUGGAGGUUGUCGGUGGAGUGGCGGAGAGCGUGCUGGGUCUGUUCGGUAAGACGCCGCGUCUGACCCGCCGUGUUGUGCGGUACUCCUGCAUGACACGGUACUUCUCCAUUGAGAAGGCGAAGUACCGUCUCGCGUAUCUGCCUAUCGUUCCCGUGGACGAGGGUAUUGCCCGCGCUGUCGGUUACGUGGUUGAGUCGCAGCGCCAGACGGAGGGUAAGAAGGCGCUGUAA